CCAAGUUGGCAGCGCGGUUGUGAAAUUUGUAAGAUAUAAACAAAACGUAAACUUGGGAAAAUGUUUGCGAACCGUUUGCUCGCACGUGUAAGUCGCAAACAAGCAUGUUUGGCUUUGGUUAGUAGGCGUCCAAUGUCCCAAAGUGAAUUAAAGAUGUCCAGGACACAAACAACACUAACAAAUGCGGUUCGAUUAGAGCUGACCGGUCCAAACCGGCGACGAUUCAGCAGCCAAAUUGAGGCGGAUUGUAGCUUAGAUAGUGCCACCUACGAGCGAGUCUGCUCCGACACGCUUGAUGCACUUAGCGACUACUUUGAGGAGCUGACGGAGAAUGCCACGGAGCUCCAAGGCACCGAUGUGGCCUACGGCGACGGUGUGCUCACCGUGAAUCUGGGACAAAAGCACGGCACCUAUGUGAUCAACCGACAGACACCCAACAAGCAAAUCUGGCUCAGUUCACCCACCAGCGGUCCCAAGAGAUUCGAUUUCGUCGGCACUGUGGAGGCGGGAAGGUGGAUAUACAAGCACAGUGGUCAGUCGCUGCACGAACUGCUGCAGGAGGAGAUACCCGGCAUUCUGACAACACAGUCCGUGGACUUCUCGCACCUGCCCUACUUUAGUUGAACCUGAAUUAGCUCAAUUUCCAUCAUAAAAAGUCUGUUAAAGUG
Drosophila ficusphila is the source of this 668-nucleotide messenger RNA. It is a transcript of the gene fh, whose product is annotated as frataxin homolog, mitochondrial. Gene Ontology annotation, biological process: intracellular iron ion homeostasis; iron incorporation into metallo-sulfur cluster. The coding region runs from base 61 to 624 and encodes 187 amino acids. Gene Ontology annotation, molecular function: ferroxidase activity; 2 iron, 2 sulfur cluster binding; ferrous iron binding. The record is from RefSeq and is a predicted model, not a curated record. Lineage: Eukaryota; Metazoa; Arthropoda; Insecta; Diptera; Drosophilidae. The transcript has 2 exons. Gene Ontology annotation, cellular component: mitochondrion.